GAUAAGUCAACCACAUCUACAUCUACAGCACGUCAUACCCUCUUUUGCCUGAACAACAGGCAACCUUAGUUUCUCACGUGUUUUUUCUCUUAGAUUUAUAAAUAUGGUCGAAGUCAACUCGGUUCCAGUUAAAAAGAAAAAGGUGUGCAAACGGCAUAAGAAAAACUGGAGGAAGUACAUCAGUACCAAAGAUGUAGAUGACUUUCUAGACGAAAAGAGGCUCGAAGAGCGUAUCGGUGGACCUGUGAAGGAGAGAAAAGACAAGGAACUGUUCGUCAUCGACACGAAAACUAACAAGGAAAAUGAUACUGCACAGAUUAAGACCCUGUCAAAGAAGGAGAAGGCCAAACUUCCUCCGACAUGCUUUAAACUUCUCCAGCCUCUUACAGCAGUCCCAGACCCUAUAACAAAAAGAAAUCGUGUAAGGACAAAAAUUGAGCGUAUGAGUUCUAUCAGGAAAUAUUUUAAAUUUUAUAAAAGGAGCCAAGGGUUCAUUUCAAAAAAAGAACUCGAUGCAAAAAAACAGAGAUCGCUUACGCUGAAAAAAAAGAAAGAACAACCAACUGAGCAUGUUUUCAACAAAGACAUCUGGACAGAAAAAGAAGAAAACGAGGUUAAGAACAACGAAUGGUUUACUGAAGACACAGUAAGGCACACUCUCACAAACACAAAUGCCUUAAAGGUAAAAGUUCCAAAGAGUCUGCGUACUAAGAAGUCAGUCAUCCCCGCCAUUGAAAACCCUCACCCAGGGAUAUCCUACAAUCCUUCAAUAAAAGAUCAUAAAGAUCUUUUACAAAUCGUUAUUGACAAAGAAUGCGAUAAGUUGAAGGAAGAGGCACACAUUAAGAGAGUCACGACAGACGCUUUUAACAAAGUUUCCCCACAAGAGAGAGAUAAAAUGCAUCUUGAUGAAUUGACAGAAGGGCUUUUUAAAAUGGAAACUGAGGUUAAAGAAGAGACAGAGGAUGAAGGGGAAAAUAAAGAAACCAAACCACCAGUAAAGCCCACAAAAAUGAAAACCAGGAAGCAAAAGAGGAAGCAGAAGGAAGAAAAACAAGCAGCACUAAUGAGAAAAUAUGCAAAAGUUGAAAAGAAGAAAAUUGCUGAUAUACACAAAUUGCGAUUCAUCAAAACCGAUUUAGAAAAGGCAGAGGAAAAAUCUGUAAAAAAACAAGAAAAAAAGAAAAAUCGGGCUAUCGAAAACGUCGGAAAAACUAAAAGAUUGGGCGCUAAACUUUUCGAGGAGCCUGAUCUGGAAUUCAAUAGGCAAACCGAUCUUCGGGGAAGUCUAAGAUUGAUGAAACGCGAAGGAAACCUUCUUCUCGACCGUUUCUACAGUUUGCAGAAAAGAAACGUCCUCGUUCCAUGUACCAAACAACUCCCAAUGAAGAAAUCUAAAGUUAAAAAAUUUGUCAAAGCUUCUCAUAAGAUGGAUAACAUUGUAAAUAAAAAGAAAUAAAUUUUUUUUUUCUUUUA
This is a messenger RNA of Cimex lectularius (bed bug), 1476 nucleotides long. RefSeq names its product ribosome biogenesis protein NOP53. The record is from RefSeq and is a predicted model, not a curated record. Gene Ontology annotation, cellular component: nucleolus. NCBI's taxonomy places the organism in Eukaryota, Metazoa, Arthropoda, Insecta, Hemiptera, Cimicidae. Gene Ontology annotation, molecular function: 5S rRNA binding. Gene Ontology annotation, biological process: rRNA processing; ribosomal large subunit assembly. The coding region runs from base 104 to 1459 and encodes 451 amino acids. The transcript is spliced from 7 exons.